AUGGAUAACGAUGAUCGGGUAAGUGCAUGUAUGUAUUGUGUUGCAAUAUAAUUACCAUGAAAGAGCAGAUGCUACCUUGUAGGGCAAAUGCGUACCUUGUAGUACAGUCUUAGUAAACUCUUUAGUAUGACACUCAAGAGAUUGGUCGAAACCCGUCCUUCUAACCAGGCUAUCACACUACCCGUUUUGACUUGACAUUGGUCCAAAUAAUUCUGCGCCCUUUCUCAAAUUAAAUUUUCUGAGUUGGAGGCACAGAAUUUUUUGAACAACCCAAUAUUAGUUAACAUCUUAUGUCCGUCUUAUGCCCUUUUUAAUUUGACCGCUAGCCUUAUUUUAAAGCAAGUCUGGUCUGGCGGUAAAAUUAUCAAAAUCUUAUAUUAAUGUAGCUAUUUAUUGUCAUUAUUGUAUUGUUUUAGGCAUUUCAAAUUUUCCUUUAUUUUUUCAAAAUUUUUAUAAUUUUUACUUUCAAAAUUCGAUUUAUAACAAAUUUUUAAACUUUUAACCCUUUAAAAUGCCAAAAAUAAAAGGAAAGUCCAAAUUCCAGCCAAAAAUAUUUUUAAAACUCAGCUUGACUUUGAUAAGGCCAAUUUUAUUGUUGUGGCCUCAUCGGCGGCUUCAGAAGAGCCAGUCUCGAUGAAGGGGUUUAAGUGGUGUUCAAGAAGUUCCGUCCUCCCACAUUGUUCAUCAUUCUUAUUCAUUUACCGUAGCUGGCUUUCAGAAAUACAUGGUCUGCCCGCAGAACGAUAUUCCGCCGAUUUUGGAGCACAAAAUCUACGUAUGUUAUCGCGAGCGGUGGUAUGUGCUGUUAACUGUGUGUUUGUUGGCAUUGUCGAAUGCGACUGUAAGUUGAUGAUACGUUUUGACUUUGAAACUUAAAGCUUUCGUUGUGGAACCUAAGCUAUUUCUUUGAGACCAUGGUUUAGCCCUGACACAGCUCCAUUUCUGUCUAGUAGACCGCCUUUCAGGCCUAAAUUGAACAUACUUUAGAUAUGGAUAUCAUAUGCGCCAUUACAUGAAGCCACGACCAAGUUCUACUGCGUCAAAGACGAAACAGAAUGCGAUGUCAUUUACUGGACGUCCCAGAUAUUCCAAAUUGUUGGUGUUGUAACCGGAAUAUUUGGCAUGUACGUGACUGACAAAUAUGGGAUUCGCACUUCCGUACGUUCUUUUGCUAUAGCAUAUGACAUACAACAAGAGGUUUCAAUUGAAAUUGUAUUUGUCCCCGUUUCACUAUUUCUGCCGUAUUUUACAUAUCUUUCUAAUAUUCAAUUUUUUCGCAAAACAAAAAUUAUUGAAAUUAAAAAACAAAAAAAACUGAUUUCAGACGUUAUGUGGGUCGACCUUCAACUUCCUUGGUGCUAUUGUUAGGGUAGUGUCCAGUUUGCCAAUUAUUCCUUUGGCUAUUCGACUACCUCUUUUAUAUACAGGUGAGUUCAAAGUAAAAAUAUUACAUACAUGUGGUUUCAAAUUAACAAGAUAUACAUCUAAUUCCCUUCAUUUUUAUGUUUUUUUGCAAAAAUAACAAGUUUGAUAUUUCAGGCCAAACCAUAGCUGCGAUGGCCCAGCCUUUCUUUCUCUGUCUAUCGCCUAAAGUCGCCGAAUACUGGUUUUCCGAUCAUCAGAGGGCUUUGGCUAAUGCUCUCAGCUUUGUUGGUAAGUUAGUGUUACACACAGGCUUGGACAGAAGGCAGGGGGAGGCAAGGCACAAAAAAUCCUCAAUGCCCUGUGUCCAAGUCUAGUUACUCCCCAAUACGUUUGUAUCUUUUGUAAAAUUAUAUUUAUCAUGUCCUUAUGCUUAUCAAUAGUAAUAUUGAUAACAUAUACUUCAACGUUGUAAUUGAUAAAGUUACCUUUACAACGUAUUAAAACCGUAAGAGUUCAUAUAUCUUGACAUAAACAUCAUAUAAAUUUCAGCAAAUCCCUUAGGCGUUGUUGUUGGGUCAAUGAUACCCAUGCUCUUCGUAUCAAAUACAAAUGCUACUGAAAAUUCCGAUGAUAUCUUGCUAUUAGUAAGUGAACCCAUCUAUCACCUCUUUUCUAUGUCCUAUCUGUCAUUUAUUUCUACCUUUUCUUUUUCUCUCCUUCAUAUGUAACUUUGCCAUGCUUCUAAAGGGUUCCUAAAAUCCCCAAACCAAUAGUUUACCAUCUACUACAAAGUGAAUUUUUGCAGAAUUUCAUGUUGUUAGUACUGGCAUCAAUUGUAAUUGUAAUGAGCUUCACAAUCACCUCAUCUAAACCACCGACUCCGCCGUCCGCGUCCAGUGAAUGUGCUCAUUCUCCACCGUUCUUGGAAGGUUUAGUACAUCUUUUCAAGUACGUUUUGGGAGUCUUGCACUUUCAUACACAAAGUUUAAGCCAACAGCUAAUAGAUGUCAUACUCUAGUGCUUUAUGUACUAUUUAAUACUCCAUUUAGGUGAAAUGAAAUUUACUCAUGAUAAGUAAUAAAGAAGUAUACUAGACGUUGCCCUUUCAGAACUCCCGUAUUUUACAUUCAAAUGAUAACAUUCGGAAUGGCAUUCGCGUUACAAUGGUCAGUGUUCAUUACUGCUGAUAAGAUGCUGGGUAUACUUCAGUACAAAGACAAGGUAACUAACACGACAUAAACCACAAAUUAGGAUUUUGAAUAUAGUACAAUUGCAUCUUAUACCAUUAAUUCCUUAACGUAUGUAAAAGUUCUUCUUGUACCAUUAGUGUCUUAACGCCAACUCAAUUUUAAUCAUAGAUUUUCAAAAUGUUGCAAAAUAACGAUGAAACAUAGCAAAACUUAUAAAUUACCUUAAGACAUAUAGUACAUCAUUAGGUCUUAUUGACCAAAUAGACUGAAUAUUUUCAAAAAAUUUAAAAUAAUUUUGCAGGUAACGAGCUACUUGAUGGCAUUAUCAGCAAUUAGUGGCUGCGUUGGUUCCGUGUUGGCCGGUUACUUUGUUGACAGAACGAAAAAGUUCAAGGAAGUAAUCAAGACCUGUUACAUCGGAAUGGCAAUUACUGCUGUUUCGAUUAAUGUGGUAAGUUAUUGAGUAGUCUCAGUGAAAAAAAAGCAAUACGUAUUUUACAAAAAACAUAUAAAAAUGCUAAGAUAUACCAAAAUCUAUAGUACUAUAUCCACAGCUAGCACUCUAUAGUACUAUACCCAAAGCUAGUACUAAACUCCAACAAAGAUUAUUGUACCAAAGAAUAUUAGUUAAAAAAUUAGUGGCAAUUCUAUUUAGUUCCUACGACAUCCGAAAACGAACACGAUGGAUGAUGUAACUUUAAUAUUGUUGUUGAUUAUUCUCGGUUUCUUUGCCAUUCCAGUGUUCCCAAUCAGCUUGGAAUUAGGCGUGGAAACCACCUUCCCCGUAGCUGAAGCUACGUCUUCUGGAAUCUUAAUCAUUGCUGGGUAUGUUUAUCAUAAAAAGUAGUGACUGUAUAGUAGUCUUUUUUGAUUUUUGGUAUUCAGCAAAAUGUUUCUUUUAAAGAUUAUUGUAAAAUGCGGUUCUUCAUAAGAAAGCUUCGUCAACUUCUUGUUAUUAUUACAUACUAAAACAAUAUCAUUUUGUACUAGGUUGUUUAAAAAAUUAUGUGCCCCAUCUCAAAGCAAAUUUCCGGGUUAUAAGCACAUCAUUAUUUGAACAACCUAAUAUAUAAACUAAUUCCAAUUGUGACUAUACUUUAGACAACUAUUGAUGUUCAUCGUGACAUUUGGAAUGCAAAGUUUGGAGUCUUCAAAGUGGUUGUAUCAAUCAGAAACGGACAUUCAUUCACCACGACGACUGGUCGAUAUUUUCGUUAAAAAUUAUCAGUGUAAGUACUGCUAAUAGAGUAUUAUUAGUUCGUUCAAGUAAGGCUGUGCCAACCAUACAGCAAAUUUUCUGGGUUAAGGAGCACAUAAUUAUUUGAACAGCCUAAUAAAUUUUUUAAUACAUCUGUCAACGAGGAGUUUUCCUUUUACAUUAUACGAGGAAGGAGUAUCAUUUAAUGAAUACAAUUGUUUUCAGUAUCAGUUGACUUCUGGACAGUAUCAGCAAUAAUGGCAGCUGUUUUCACUUGUACUUCAUUAUGGCCGCGGUAAGUAUUAAAGAACCUUCAUAAACUAACCUUCAACUACUUGUAGCACCAUUAAUAAGGUUCUCAACUUAAAUUUGUAUCUAAACUUCAAUUUUCAGUUAUCGUCGACUAGAAUUUGAAAACCGAAACAACGUUUAUGUUGACGUAUCCAACGGUAAUCCAGUUGUACCACCAUAA
This is a messenger RNA of Bursaphelenchus okinawaensis, 4225 nucleotides long. Lineage: Eukaryota; Metazoa; Nematoda; Chromadorea; Rhabditida; Aphelenchoididae. The record is from the annotation of a GenBank genome assembly.